GCAUUGAGAGCAGAGCAGAGGAGAGGAGAGGAGAGGAGAGGGGAGGCCUCCACGCCGCUGUGUCGGUAGCUGGCGAUGAAGGGGUGCGAAUCUCGGGCUCUGCACAGCGGAUCCAAUAAGAUUUUGAGAUGUCCUUUAUAUUUGACUGGAUUUACAGCGGCUUCAGUAGUGUACUGCAGUUUUUAGGCUUAUACAAGAAAACAGGUAAACUAGUAUUUCUCGGAUUGGAUAAUGCUGGAAAAACUACUCUCUUGCACAUGCUUAAAGAUGACAGACUGGGACAACAUGUCCCCACAUUGCAUCCCACUUCAGAAGAGCUGACAAUUGCUGGUAUGACGUUUACAACUUUUGAUCUAGGAGGACAUACUCAAGCUCGCAGAGUUUGGAAAAACUAUCUGCCUGCCAUCAACGGCAUUGUCUUCCUGGUGGACUGUGCGGAUCAUGAAAGAUUGGCUGAAUCUAAGCAAGAACUUGAUGCACUAAUGACAGAUGAAACUAUUGCUAAUGUGCCUAUCCUAAUUCUUGGCAACAAGAUUGACAGACCAGAAGCCAUCAGUGAAGAGAGGUUACGGGAAAUGUUUGGUUUGUAUGGCCAGACAACAGGAAAGGGGAAUGUCUCAGUGAAGGAAUUGAACACUCGGCCCUUAGAAGUUUUCAUGUGCAGUGUGUUAAAGAGACAAGGUUAUGGGGAGGGAUUUCGGUGGAUGGCACAGUACAUUGAUUAAUGCCAAAAUCACAUUAGUACACACUAUCCAAAUCUGUUCAUGUUUUGAUCAAUCAAUGUACAUAACUUGAACUUACAGACUUUGGUUACAAAAGCGUAUUUUUUUUAUUGUAUCAAUUGUGUUAAAUUUUAAGUGUAAAGACUGAAAACAGAUUUUAAGCAAGUUUGUCAGUUUGGAUCUUGUAACAUUAGUCUCUAGCCCUAUCAAACCACCUUCUUUUUGGAUUAACUUAUAUGUUGUCUGCAGUUCUCCCCAUUUUUGUUUUUAGCUUUCCAGCACAGUAUGUUUUUUGAAUGCACUUUUUAACAGCUCAACCAUACAGACUUGUUUGUCAUAUUUAAUGCUCAUCAUGUUAAAUUUUUAAGUAUUUUUUUCAGAACCAGUUUUAUAAAUGUAAAGUGAAUAACCACUUCUCAAACGAUAGUAAUGAAUAAGCUUAUGAAUAAUUGCAUGAUGCCUUACAGUUUUCAAUAAUAUACUUUCUUAUGCAACGUCAUGCAAUAAAACUAAAUCCCAUUUCUUGGCAUCUUUAAUGGGGAAAUGUUUCAUUUUAAUGUGUCUUAACCUAGUAAAGAUGUUUCAAGAUGUGACUCUGUGGGGUAGUUUCCUAAAAUGCAGUAUAAUUUCUGUGUGCUGUAGACUUUUUAUAUUAUUUAUUUGAUUAUCUUUAUGCUGGGAAUGAAUCACAGUAACAUUAUCCACGCUUUCUGGAUGUAAAUGUUCAGUCGCUGUUUUUCACAUUGUACCGGAAGAAGCACUAUGGUCUCAUUGUGUAGUACACCAUAUAGUGCUGGUGAGUGCCUGAAAGCAGCUUUUUAGAAAACCACUGGGUUGGUACUGCAAAUACACAUUUAGAAGCCUGGCUCCUGUGAGAAUUAUGUUACUGGCUUGAGUCUGGUGUCGCCUGCUGUCUUAUCCACUGCUCUGAGCAUUUGUCUUUCCCGUUAAAGUAUUCAUACAACCUGUCAAAGGUUGCAAAAGGUGGCUACCAUUCAAAUGGUAGAGAGGCCAGGUCAGUACUUUGUUGCCUUCUUUGGCUACAGAGAUGGAAUUUUUUUUCUUAACUACAUACAGUAUCUGUUAAUAAAAUGAGAGCGGUCAUUCAGAGAAGGAGCUGUGCAGCAACGUCAAGUUUUUUUAUUCAGCAUUACCACAAGGUUCCACACUUCGAUUAUUUUUUUUAAUAGCUUUAGGAAAUGAAAAAAAAAAACACCUUAGACCAGUCAGUACUUCUAAGAAUCUUAAUAUCCUUGCUUAUGGAGCCAAGUUUUAAGAUAGCACAGGGAGACCUCUAUGGUCAUUGUUUGAAACUGCUUUCCCUGACUUCUCCCUUCAAUCCAGAUGCUGAUUAAGAUUCAUUUGCUAGAUUUAAAAGUGAAUGGAGACAAGACCUCAUGUAGAUUUGGGUUGUUAGCCAGCCUUGUGUAAAGCCUUGGAUAUAGGGUAGUUAUUUUUGAGGGAUAAUAAUUUGACUAUAAUUAUUUUUAUUAUAUAUAAUUAUUAUCAGGAGAUAGCUUUUCAGUGAUGUGUACCCAUAUGCCCUUUCAGAAGAAGUGGAAAUGAGAGAGUAAAGGAAAAAGUUGAUGUGGUCGCUAGUGUCUUGCUGAGUUAUAAUACAACAUACAAAUAUAACGUUUAAAUUUGUUCAAGUAUAUAGUUCACCUUAAGAAAGCAAUUAUAUUUCUGGGAAGGUACUAUGAAAUUCUCAACAUCAGAUUAGACUUUAUAGUUCCUGAAAAAGGAGACUUUGACCAUUAAAUCAAUUUGUUUAUAUUGCCUGUAGCUCUCAUUCUGCAUGCUGUAGAUCUCUUCUUCUGUAGCCUUGAUCAAAGCGAGCAUUUUAGUUUUUCUCACCUUUCAUUCAAAAUGCUUUUAGAACAUAAAGACAUCUUUUUCAAGAUGUUUCAUAAAAUCACAUGAGGAAUGAUCAGUAUUAGAGGGAACUGGUGUCUUGAUGUUAGUUGUUGCAAAGGAAUUGGAAAAAUUGGUUUGUUCCUGCUAGUAUGAAUCUGGAAAUGUUAUCUUACUUGAUUCUUCAUUUUAAAUGUAACACUUCCAGAUCUGUAAAAGAAAGGAACAAUGGUUCUUUCAAUAUUUGGACUUGUAUAGCCAUCUCAGUCUCUUUGUUUUGCUGUUGAUGUUAAUGUAGGGCUUUGAAUGGGUUCAUACAACUUAUUAUUUUAAUGUGUUUGUUCUUGAUGUGCCUAUGACACGUAGGAAGCGGUUUCCUAAAGCAAAACAAUGGGUGGAUAAAGUCUCUUGAAUACAGUAUAAAUACAUUUCAAGAAGAGUUAGUCAUGACUAGUAGUUGAAUCUCCCCUAUGCCAUAAUGAAUCUGGCAGGUUUUCCAACUCAGUUUUUUAAUUGCUCCUUGACAGAUUUUAUUUUUCCUUUGAUAUUUCUAAUGGUUAUCUCUUACAUAAAAAAAGGUGCAAAACAGUGUAAAUAUUUUUACAUUGCUUUGCAUCUUGCUGGACCAGGUAUUACAGCAAUUUGUCUUCCAAAUACAAAAUUGUAAAUGACAGCUAUUUCCUUUUCAUCUUUUGCUCUGUAAUGCAAUCACUGCUGAUGCAUUUAGAAGACCUUCAAAGUUAAGUGAGCAGUUGCUGUAUAAUAUGGCAAGCAAAUACAAGAGCUCAAGUUGCCAACUGUGAACCCAACAGACAUCAAGAGACUUGGAGUGGAAGGUUUGCUGUGCUGCAACGGUAGAAGAAGCUACUGCACCAGAUACAUUAUUGACAAGGCAGAAAUGCCCUACUGCACUACUAGCAUAAAAAAGGGGGAAGAGGCAAUAUGUGUUAAGAAUUCGAAAUGAAAAUGCUAAUCCUUUCAGGAAAAUGGUCUAAUAUGUGAAAAACAUGCUCAUUGUUUGCUUCCCAUUCCUUGAUUAUCAUUUUCAGAGCUGCUUAACACAAGGGAAAGUUUUUUAUAUAGAGAGAUUCCUCUCCUUGUAGGAAUCUGUAAAAAUUCCACACAUGGUGAAGUCACAUGCAUCCAAGACAGGCAUCAUUGUUGUGGUUUGUAGGAUAAACACACCAAGCAUCAUCAGAAUUCAUACAAUUUCUUCCAUUAGGAUUUCUGUAGAAAUAAUUUAAGUUGCAGCUUUCACAUCUUACUAUGUUUGGGGCAUGUGCAUAAUGCCAAUUUUUUUUUUUAAAUCACCUCUGCCAGGAUAGUGUAUCAGUAUUUACUGAAAAAAAAAUUAGAUACAGAAACACAAAAUGACUUUUUAUAUGACUUAAAUGGGAAUUGCUUCUGUGAUAUGAAGAAAUCCUCCCCUUCCCCUCCCACUUCUUUCAACAUGGAACAAUUUUAGUCAAUUUAAAAGUUAUGCAUUUAAUUUCAGGAAAUAGUUCCCAAAAUUGUUUAGUCAUUAAUUCUGUGUGAGUGUGUGUAGCAAUGUUUCCCCCUCUGAGGGGUGGCUUGUUAAAUAGUUUUCAUUUAAAGGACAGCAACUGUGUGCUGAAAAAAUAAAAUUAACUAAUAAAAUG
Messenger RNA from Python bivittatus (Burmese python), 4216 nucleotides. It is a transcript of the gene SAR1B, whose product is annotated as secretion associated Ras related GTPase 1B. NCBI's taxonomy places the organism in Eukaryota, Metazoa, Chordata, Lepidosauria, Squamata, Pythonidae. Gene Ontology annotation, molecular function: GTP binding; GTPase activity. The record is from RefSeq and is a predicted model, not a curated record. Gene Ontology annotation, biological process: intracellular protein transport.